This is a messenger RNA of Cuscuta campestris, 1222 nucleotides long. Lineage: Eukaryota; Viridiplantae; Streptophyta; Magnoliopsida; Solanales; Convolvulaceae. The record is from the annotation of a GenBank genome assembly.
CCCAUUAACCUUAUCUGUUUGUUUUUGUUUUUGUUUUAGUUUCAUAAAAAAAUAUCUCUUCUCCACCGUCCUUAUGACUUUUUCCAAGAUUUCUUGAAGUCUCAAACUUCUCUUCUUCCUCACAUGGAAAACGACGUCGUCCUCCCCGCCGUGAUCCUCCGCCGCCCCGGCGGCGAAAUCGACCUGCCGCCGGGCUUCCGGUUCCAUCCCACGGACGAAGAGCUCAUCACUCAUUACUUGGGCCCCAAGGCCCGCGACGCCGCCUUCUCUCCCAGAGCCAUUGCCGAAGUCGAUUUCAACUCCGUCGAGCCCUGGGAUUUGCCAUGGAGGGCAAAAAUGGGAGAAAGAGAGUGGUAUUUCUUUUGUGUGAGGGACAGGAAGUACCCAACAGGGGAGAGGACAAACAGGGCAACAAGAGCAGGGUAUUGGAAGGCAACAGGGAAAGACAAGGGGAUUUUCAAGGGCCAAACAGUGGUGGGGGUGAAGAAGACUUUGGUUUUCUACAAAGGAAGAGCGCCUAGAGGUGAGAAGACCAAUUGGGUGAUGCAUGAGUACAGAUUGCAUGCAAAGAGUUCCAUCUCAAACACCAAGAAUGAAUGGGUGCUCUGCAGAAUAUUUAAGAAGAUGUCCGGCGGCCAUAAAAUCCACAUUUCUUCACUGAUCAAAGGAGACAGCUCCACCGGCGAGAUUCAAGAACCUCCUUCGGCGCUGCCGCCGUUAGUGGACGUAUCCCAUCCGAGACCCACCACGGCGCACGUGACCUGCUUCUCCGACGAGAAAUCGCAACCCGAUCCGACCCGUUUGGCCGGAAAUCUCCUCCUCCCCUGCCAGGUAAUGCCGUGUUUGGAUCACUCUGUUUUGAGGCUCUGGUUCGAGAACAAUGGGCUGCCGACUAAGGAAGAAGACGACGAAAAAUGGGUGAUGAGCUCAACAGGUGGGCCCGUGGACCUGGAAUGUCUAUGGAAUUAUUGAGUCCGAAAAUGAGUUUUAGAUGAGAAAGUUGUGGGAUCCAUUAUUAUACUCCGUAAGAAGAAGAAGAAGAAAAAAAGAGAGUUAUUAGUAAUUAGCAUUAUUGCAAUUUUUAAAUAAUUUUUAGUGAUGUAUAUAUGUAUAUAAAAUAUGUUAAACUAGAUGUUUAGUAUUGGAAUUAUCCAACUAUCGGCUAAAUAUAAAUUAAUGAAUUAAUAUGCAUGAAAUGAAUUAAUAAAUGGUCAUUUGCCUA